Musca domestica (house fly) is the source of this 4647-nucleotide messenger RNA. Its product is annotated as dystrobrevin beta. Gene Ontology annotation, cellular component: plasma membrane; synapse. Gene Ontology annotation, molecular function: zinc ion binding. The coding region runs from base 493 to 3156 and encodes 887 amino acids. Gene Ontology annotation, biological process: synaptic signaling. NCBI's taxonomy places the organism in Eukaryota, Metazoa, Arthropoda, Insecta, Diptera, Muscidae. The transcript has 8 exons. The record is from RefSeq and is a predicted model, not a curated record.
GCAGUCAACUUCAUGUUCAGUCAAAAAAAACAUACAACUCGGAGAAAAAGAUUAUAAACACCGCCGCAAAUACAAAUAAAAUUGUGUGUUAAAAUUGAAAUUACAAUAAAAAAGCUUCCAAAAAGGUUGAUAUUUGUUUUAUAGCAAAAACAAACGUGAAUACUACAACAAAUAUUUGUAUUGAAAAUUGUUGUUUUUUUGUUUUUGUACAAAAUAUAUAGAAAAUUUCAUGUUUGCAUUCUCAACUUCAGUAAAACGGAGACGACGACACGAGAGAGUUAAGAAAACAAAAAUUUGUAUUUGAAUUGCAAAAAAAGUGAAAAGUGAAAAGUUUUGUGUAUAAAUUAUUAGUUGGAAAGUAUCUUGGCAGGUGCAAAAUAAUAAGAAGAAGCAGCAAAAGGGAAAUACUCUUGAAAAGCCAGUACCGCCAGCCAGGUACCACAGGCAUAUUCUCCAACUCCCCGUUACUUACCUACUUAAUUGCCAGCCAAAAUGAUGGAGCUGGAACCACGGGUGGCACUGUUGCAAGACUUACGUUUGCAAACAUUCGAUUCAAUACGAUUCGCCUCAUAUCGUACCGCCUCAAAGCUGCGCUACAUCCAGAAAUCCACAAAUCUCCAUCUGGUGGACAUAUGGAAUGUGAUAGAGGCCUUCCGGGAGAAUGGCCUCAACACACUCGAGCCCCAAAGCGAUGUUAGUGUGGCCCGCCUUGAGACACUGGUUUCAUCCCUUUAUCACAAUCUCAAUAAACGACUGCCAACAGCACAACAGGUUCCUGUCGACUCCAAGGCCGGGUUGUUACUUAAUUGGUUGUUAGCCGCCUAUACCACCGACAAUUCGGGCAAGAUACGGGUAUUCUCCAUUAAAGUGGCCCUGGCCACAAUGUGUUCCGGCAAACUGGUGGACAAACUAAGAUACAUCUUUUCUCAGAUCUCAGACGGUGCUGGCCAAUUGGUCAACUGGAAAUUGGCAGAAUUCCUGAAAGAGGUGCUCGCCCUGCCCGCAGCCGUAUACGAAUCACCCACAUUCCACUAUACCGAUGGCCUGGAAGAGCAAAUAUUCCCCUCAGAGAACAAGAUCACGGUCAACGAUUUCAUGGCAACACUUAUGUCUGAGCCAGGACCGUCGUGCCUGGUCUGGCUGCCGCUUUUGCAUCGCUUGGCCACGGUAGAAACAAUUGUGCAUCCCACCAUCUGUUCUGUCUGUCACAAGGAAAACUUUACCGGCUUUCGUUAUCGUUGUCAGCGGUGUCACGCCUACCAAUUGUGCCAGGAGUGCUUUUGGCACGGCAAGACAUCGUUGAACCAUCAAAACGAUCACGAGGUCAAAGAGUACUCAAGCUAUAAGUCGCCCAGCAAACAGAUUGGCCAUUCGUUGCGCAAGAGUUUCCGAUGUGUGCCGGAGAAGACAAGUCAAGUGUUGCCACGAUUUCCCGAACAGCCGGAGAAGACAUUGAAUCUAUCGCAUAUUGUGCCGCCAUCGCCAUUGCCAUCGCACAAUGGUUUCGGAGAUCCCUCACUGUUGCAUGGCCUGGGUGGUCCAGGUAUACCAGGCGGAGGAGGAGGUAUUGGUGGUCUUCUGUUUGAUCGUUCCAGUACCCUCGAUUCGAGAGCGACGGGUCGUAGUGUUGAUAGUGCCAAUGGAGGUGGGGGUACAUCGUCGACAUCGCGUGUGGCAGCCGCCUCGGCCAACGAUGAGGAGCAUCGUUUAAUUGCCCGUUAUGCUGCGCGAUUGGCUCAAGAGAAUCGUGCUCCCAGCAACACAAGCAAUACGGACAACAUUGCCUCGGAUAAUUCUAGAGCCCAACGUGAACUUAUAUCUCAAUUAGAAUGUAAGAAUAAAGAAAUAAUGCGUGAAAUUGCCCGACUAAGGCGUCAACAGGAAGCGGAACAAAUGGCACCCGAAAAUCCAGCUUUAAUCAAUGAACUGAGAGCCUUGCGCCAACGAAAAGGUGAGCUGGAGGGCCACUUGGGUGCCCUGCAAGACUCGAGGCGGCAGCUCAUGGAACAGCUGGAGGGUCUGAUGCGUAUGUUGAAAAAUCAACAGACCUCUUCACCCAGAUCAACACCAAAUUCUAGUCCUCGCUCUGGUAAAUCACCACCCAUGCCAAUGGCUGGCGGCGGUAGUGCCUCCGGUGGCAGUGGGGGCCUUAACACACUGGGCACCUCACCCAUGAGCUCGUUACUUAAUCAAAUACCACCCAGUUCAGGACAUGGCAUGUUGGGCAGCAGUGCAUCCGUGGCCGGUAAUGUGCUGCGCAUGCAACAAGCCUCACCCUUAAAUCAAAAUCAAUUUGGUCAAAAUCCUUUAGAUUCGGCGGAGUCAAGGGGAGGUGUUGGUUUCAAUACCAAUGGAAGUGGAAAUUUAAUGCGAAUCUUUUCCAAAAAUACAGUUGAUGUAGCUGAGUAUUUUAAUCUUGACUCAAUCACAAAUGAGCCAUCCAAUGAUCACGAAAGUGAACAUGACAAUGCCAACUCUCCCCAUGAGCAAUCGGCACAUGCAACAACAAAAGAUGAAGUCCCUGAGUCUUCUAUUGAUAUGUUAUCGACCCUUCUGAAUGAUCUCAAUACAGACUUGCUACGUCACAUAGAAGGUGAUGAGUCGGCCGAAGAUGUUGAGGAUAAUGAAGAGGACGAGGCAUAUGAUGAUUUCGAUUUGGAUUAUAAUUUUGGUUUGAGUCUCGGCGAUAGUAGUGGCAUUUCGGCAAGUUUAAGGCAUCUGCAACAGCAGCAGCAGCAACAACAACAACAGCAACUCCAACAUCAGCAACAACAACAAUUGCAUUCCGCUUCUUCCGACCAUGAUUUCCUGGGAUCAAUGGCAGCCGCCUUGGCCAGUGGUGGCGUUGGUGGCAACAACCACCAUUUGAUGUUAAAAGAUCUUGAAUAUCGCCUCGAUCAUGAUUCCGAAGUUGAAUUAGAUUCUGAUUUCGAUAUCGAUGAAGAACAUGCCCACAUAAAUCGUGUCAUGGGCUAUAAACACUAUCCCGAGGUACUCAUCGAUGAUGCAGAUGCUGGAUUUCCCCUCUUGCAUGAAAUCGAUUUCGAAGACCCCCAAAAUAUAAAUGUUGAUUGGAAUGAUAAGCAAACCAACUCAGCCAGUAGCCAGUGGCAGGAGCAAUUUGCCCAGUGGUCAUUGCACACGCAAAAGAACUAAUUCCAGUAAAUGAUUUUGAAACAAAAGGAAAUCUACUAAAACUCUUGCAAAAAAGGAAAGAAAUGAACUAGAAAAGAAUAAAAUUAAUUUAAGAUAAAAAAGAUUAGUUCAAAUAUACGAUCUACAAACAUAUUUAUUAGAAAACAAAAACAACAACAGCAACUUUUUAUCCUAAUUUUAUCAUAUAACAACAAAUACAAAAUAUUUCAUAUUUUUUUGUAAUAACUAAAUGCAUAUAACAAUUAUUAUAAAUAGUAAUAAUACACAUUGGACGAAUGGUUAAACAUUUAAAGGAAAUGUAUUUGAAGCAAAAGCUUAGAUUUGUUAAAAAAAAAAGUAAAAAAGUAAAGUAAUAAAACGAUAAUUUAAAACCUAACAAAACUUAAGACUUAAAGAAUAUUUAAAAGUAAUUAAAAAUAUACCAACUCAUUUGCAAAAUGUUUGAUAUAUACUUUAUUAUUAUUGAAAAUGAAAAAAAAGAAAAAAUCAUACAUAUAUAUACAUUCAUAUAUUGAAAAUCUUUGUUAAACCUAAUCCCCCUUAAAGACUAAAUAACAAAUAGCAAUUUAUAUAAAAAAAUAUAUACCUUAAAGUAAACUGUUAACAAAAAAACGAACAUAGAUUAACAAGCAAAUGUUGUAAUGCUAAAAUCUUGUCAACUCAAAUCAUAAUAAAUAGAAAAACAAAUAAAUAACAAAAUAGUUGCAAUAUCAUAACCAUGAAUGGUCCUUAUUUUCCAGGGACCACACUUGAAUCACAAACUCAGUUUAAUUUUGCAAACAUAUUUAUUAUAUACAUACAAAAACAAAACACAAACACACUAAACUAAUACAUUUCCUUAAAAAUCUCAAGUUAAAUUGCUUUAAAAAAAUACCGAUAAAAAAAUUAAAGAAAUAUUUAUUUAUGUUUAAUAUUAAUAACUUUGUAUAUACACACAUAUAUAUUAUUUAAAAAAAACAACAAACAUAUGCAUACAUCAUAUACAUAUAUUUCAAAAGAUAUAUAUUACAAAAAAAUAUUAUUAAUCCAAAAAUAAGAAAAUCAAGAAAAAUCACAGCAAUCUUUAAUCUACCAAGAACAAGACCAGUUAAUAAAAUUAAAAAUAAAUACUUAAAGAAAAAUAACAAGAAUAUAUAAAAUUUGUCAUCCACACACACAUACAUACAUCCAUCUAAAUGUAUGCAGCUAUACGUACUUAAUCCUUCAAAAAAAAAAUGAAUUUAUAAAAAAUCAUAAUAAAAUAAAUCACUCAACCAAAAUAAUAAAAAUAAAAAACAUUGACGUAUGUUUUAUGCUCAGUUCUUUUUGGAAACAGAAACACAUCCACAUUUACAUAUAUAUAAACAGAGAUAGAGCUUACAUACUCUUUUCAUACAUACCAGCCACAUAACCAUUCAAAAAUGAAUAUUAAAUUAAAAAUAAUUAAAAAAAUUAAAAACAGAAAAACGAAAAUAAUAAAGAACUUGUAACACAACACACAUUUUAAUAAAA